Molecule: messenger RNA, 918 nt
Organism: Oppia nitens
Lineage: Eukaryota; Metazoa; Arthropoda; Arachnida; Sarcoptiformes; Oppiidae
Product: 3-oxoacyl-[acyl-carrier-protein] reductase FabG-like
Exons: 4
Coding region: 1-918 (305 amino acids)
Source: RefSeq, a predicted model, not a curated record
AUGAAAUCUAUUGCUGUUCUCGUACUACUUGUCGUAUGUAUCGGUGCUCUAAACGGUGCCAAACGUAGAGCCCGACAAACCGACAAAUCACAGUUUGACCCGAAAAAGACCUAUGAUUUUACCGAUAAAGUUGUGUUGACUACCGGUUCGAGCAGUGGUAUCGGCGCUGAAAUUGUCAAAUUGUUUUCACAAUUUGGUGCCAAAGUAGUGGUCACCGGUAGAAACGCUACAGAAGUUCAACGAGUGGCCAAUGAGUGUGAAAAGCUAUCACCAAAAAAACUAAAGCCAUUACAAGUGGUGGCCGAUGUUUCUGAUGACAAACAAUUAAAUAAUUUGCUAAAGAAAACAAUCGAUACGUACGGAAAGUUAGAUGUAUUGGUCAAUAACGCCGGUAUGGGAGGACUAACACCUAUAGCUGACCCUAAAUUUAUGACAGAUUUCGAUAAGAUUAUGUCAGUUAAUCUAAGACCUUAUGUUCAGUUGAGUCAUCUGGCAGUACCUUAUUUAAUGAAAACUAACGGCUCUAUUAUUAGUACAUCGACCGGUUUGACAAUGUCACCGGCUAAAUAUCAAUUGGCUUAUAUUAUGUCCAAAGCAGCGAUCGAUAUGAUGACACGUGUGUUGGCACUGGAAUUGGGACCUAAUAUUCGGGUCAAUUCUAUUAAUCCCGGAUUGACUCAAACCGGUUUUCUGGAUCCCCCGGCUAACUCCAAUAUAGAUCCGGCUAUAAUACAAGGAUUCGUUAAUUUUGUUGCCGGACGCACACCAUUGAAACGUUUGGGUCAACCCAUGGAUAUGGCUAAGGGUGUAGUAUUUUUGGCCAGUGACCAGGCAUCAUUUAUUACCGGAAUUAAUCUGGUUAUUGAUGGCGGAUUAGUUCAUAAUUUUGGUGGAAUAAUGGAUAAUUUUCAAUUAUAA